Messenger RNA from Lathyrus sativus (Indian pea), 498 nucleotides. The record is from the annotation of a GenBank genome assembly. NCBI's taxonomy places the organism in Eukaryota, Viridiplantae, Streptophyta, Magnoliopsida, Fabales, Fabaceae.
AUGAAAGUUCCAUACACUUAUGUGUCAAACAACUUCUUUGCUGCUUAUUUCCUAUAUACUUUGUCACAGUUUGGAGCCACAGCUCCACCAAGAGAUAAAGUUGUUAUCCUAGGAGAUGGAAAUACCAAAGUUGUUUUUAACAAGGAAGAGGAUAUUGCUGCUUAUACAAUCAAAGUUUUUGAUGAUCCAAGAACCUUGAACAAAAUUUUGUACGUUAGACCAAAACAUAAUAAAUUGUCUUUUAGUGAUCUGGUAUCACUAUGGGAGAAGAAGAUCGGUAAAACUCUUGAAAGAAUCUAUGUCCCCGAGGAAGAGGUACUCAAACAAAUUCAAGAGUCAUCUUCGUUAAGUACGAUGUUCUCGCUCGCUCAUUGUGUGUAUAUAAAAGGGGAUCAUACUAACUUUGAAAUUGAGGCAUCAUUUGGAGUUGAAGCUACAACUCUCUAUCCUGAUGUUAAAUACACCACUGUAGAUGAGUUUCUUAAUCAAUUUGUCUGA